This is a messenger RNA of Daphnia pulex (common water flea), 1373 nucleotides long. Its product is annotated as skin secretory protein xP2-like. Bases 1 to 951 code for a protein of 316 amino acids. The transcript is spliced from 8 exons. NCBI's taxonomy places the organism in Eukaryota, Metazoa, Arthropoda, Branchiopoda, Diplostraca, Daphniidae. The record is from RefSeq and is a predicted model, not a curated record. Gene Ontology annotation, cellular component: troponin complex. Gene Ontology annotation, biological process: muscle contraction.
AUGACGUUCCCCGCCCUGAAGCAGAUCUGUGUCGACUACAAUGAUCGCGUUAUCAUAUGCGAGUCGCAGAAAUGGGACUUGGACUUUGAAGUCAGAAAAAAAGAUUACGAGAUCAACGAGAUCAACAUCCUCGUUAAUGACCUCCGAGGCAAAUUUAUCAAACCAUCUCUGCGCAAAGUCUCCAAAUACGAGAACAAAUUCGCCAAACUGCAAAAGAAGGCCGCCGAAUUCAACUUCCGUAACCAGCUUAAGCAAGUGAAAAAGAAGGAAUUCACAAUGGAGGACGAAGAUAAGGAGAAAAAACCGGAUUGGUCAAAGAAAGGAGGAGAAGGCGAGAAGAAGGAAGGGGAAGAGGGAGAAGGCGAAGCUCCGGCCGAAGGAGAAGCUCCAGCCACUGCCGAAGGUGCCCCCGCUCCCACCGAAGGAGCUCCACCGGCUGAAGGCGCUCCCGCUGAAGGAGCCCCAGCCGACGCCGCCCCUGCUGAAGGUGCAACAGGCGAAUCCGCUCCUCCCGCUGAAGGCGCACCACCUGCCGAUGGGGCACCACCUGCUGACGGCGCUCCACCUGCCGAAGGCGCUCCUCCCGCCGAAGGCGCUCCUCCCGCUGAAGGCGCACCACCUGCUGAAGGCGCUCCUCCCGCUGACGGCGCUCCUCCUGCUGACGGCGCACCACCUGCCGAAGGCGCUCCUCCCGCUGAAGGUGCUCCUCCCGCUGAAGGCGCUCCUCCCGCCGAAGGUGCUCCACCAGCUGAAGGUGCUCCACCUGCCGAUGCUCCCGCCCCGACCGAGGGAAGUCCAGCGGCCGCACCUGCUGACGGUUCUGCCGCUCCAGCAGAGGGUCAAGCCGCUCCGUCUACAGAAGGCGCACCGGCAGCUGCACCCGCAGCCGAAGCCGCUCCCGCACCCGCUGAAGCUGCUGCGCCACCCGCAGAGGAAGCGCCUGCUAGUUAAACAACUGCAAAAACAUCAAAACCUUCUUUUUUUUGUGUCCUCGAAUUGGGGUCUUUCACUCCUUAAUACCAACGAACUAGUCAGCUGAAAAUAUGUAUUGGGAAAAAAAAAAUAAUUUUGGGGUGGCAGCGAGUGACUUGGAGGUCGACGAUUGGGUAGGGUUUUUGUUUUUUUCCACCCUUUGUCAACAUAUUAUUUUUAACACUGUUUGGUUACAUAAGAUACGGAAGGGAUGAGGGAAUUAUAAUAAAUUGGGAUUUUCAAUUGUUCAGACCUAUCUUCUACGCAAUAUCUCUCUUCUGUGUAAUCUUUUGGCUUCAAUCUCUGGACUGAAGAUUUGUUAAAAGAACUGAUGAAACGUGCUUCUAAAAGACAACCAACAAAGCUUACCCGCUAUCACAAUACACACAGUUCAUGAAGGA